Messenger RNA from Nasonia vitripennis (jewel wasp), 886 nucleotides. It is a transcript of the gene ND-18, whose product is annotated as NADH dehydrogenase (ubiquinone) Fe-S protein 4, 18kDa (NADH-coenzyme Q reductase). Gene Ontology annotation, biological process: electron transport chain. Lineage: Eukaryota; Metazoa; Arthropoda; Insecta; Hymenoptera; Pteromalidae. The record is from RefSeq and is marked validated. Bases 86 to 670 code for a protein of 194 amino acids. The transcript is spliced from 3 exons.
AGAGACGGUGAUAUCGCGAGCUCAAUGGUUAAAUUUUAGUCUGUCUUCUGCUAUAUUUUUCGUUAAAAAACCACAGCUGGGCAAAAUGGGCUCGCGGGCGUUGUUACUGCGGUGUGCAAAUCGUCUUGUCAGUUGCAAUAAACAAUGCCAAUACUUGUCGAGUUCGGCCGCACUCAGCAAGAAUCUCGCGGAUGUAGACAAGGCUCUGCAGAUUCACGAACCAAGUAGGAAAAAUCUCGAUGAUGUCCUUGUCAGCAAAACAGCUGCUGAAUAUGAGAAGGAGCUGCAUGGUUUAAUCACAGUUGAAAGUGAAGUAAAUGCUGUUGGUAUCACUUCAGGUGUUCCAGAUGAGCACAUCAAAACGAGAACAGUGCUCAUCUACAAGCCAGCGAAAAAUGCUAUGCAGUCUGGAACAAAUAACAUUAACUUCUGGCAGAUAUCCUUUGAUACCAGAGAGCGCUGGGAGAAUCCUUUGAUGGGCUGGUGCUCUUCUGGUGAUCCGCUGCAAGCCACAAGAGUUAAUUUUCAAACAGCAGAACAGGCCAUAGAGCACUGCAAACACAUGGGAUGGAAGUACGUUGUACAAAAGGAGAACAAAAGUGAUCCAAAGCCUCGUUCUUAUGGUACCAAUUUCUCAUGGGACAAGCGUACUAGGGUGACCACAAAGUAACUUGUAGCCAAUAUGUACAUAGAGUGAAAACUCUGUUUAAUGCAAAGUGUUAUCUUAGUGAUAUAUAAAGUCCUGAAUAAAUUUCGUAUGCUCGUCUUGUUAAUUCUGAAGUCAUCUACUUCUGCAACUGUAGCCGAUCCUUGACAAUGUCAGAGCUGUAACUUAUAAUUUGAGGAAUCUUUCAAGAGUGAAAUAAAGACAAACACUUGUUAUCGA